AUGCUCAUGGAGGUCAACCUUCGAGUCAAGUGGCAGGACCAGCGCUUGACGAUUCCUCCUUGGUUGGGCGCCGAGGAUUACAUACCCCUCGACCCUGUUAUUCUCAAGGAUAUAUGGGUGCCUGAUCUUUAUAUCGAUGCCUACACCCUGAACUACAACGUGUACAAGUGGGUUCCUCCUGGCUUGGAAAUCGGCGCAGACAUCUCCAACGAGCAGUUCUAUAUUCGCUUUGAGAAGACAGACCCCUAUACCAGAGUCCAGGAUGUCUACGGUGAAUUUCUGAAGUCUGGCACUUACCCCGCGCUGGCUUUCCGGAUCCACCUGACGCGGCAGAUAACGUACGUCCUCCUGCAGGUGUACUUACCGUCGGGCCUGUUCGUGGUGGUGUCCUUUGUGUCGUUGCUGGUGCCCCCCGACGCCAUCCCGGGCCGCAUGACUCUCUGCAUUACUACGAUCCUUACCAUGUCCGCGCUUCUGGGGGUUGCCAUGCAGUCCACCCCGCAGGUCAGCUAUACCCGUGCUAUAGACGUCUGGCUGCUCGUCUGUCUGUCUAUAGUUAGUGUUGUGUUGCUGGAAUUCGGGAUUGUCAUCAAGUUGAGGGAAAGGGAGAAAUUGCAGUCCAAGGUACAACCAGUAGGGCGGAUUAUAAAGACGCAGGUCCAGCCCAUCUCAGGGACCCAGACUGUGAAUAAAAAAGAAAGGGCGUGCUUCGCCGUCACCUCAGACAUCGUGGAAAAGACGUCUCUGGUGCUCCUGCCUCUCGUUUUCCUCGUUUUCAAUGGAGCUUACUGGGCGUGGUUCCUGACGGGCUCUGAGUCAGCCAUGCCGCAGGGACUCAGCGCGAACAGCACUUUAUCAAAGGAGGUCACAGUAAAAGUAAGAUUCUGCAUGAGUGGAUAUAGGAGUUUUCGUACAGGGGUCAUAACUGUGAGGAUGCAUUGGUUAAAGAUUUUUCUAUAUAAUGACAAGGAGCUUCUUAGUAUGCCACUGUAUCUGCCGAAGGGGCUCCAGCCUAGACUGACGUGCCACUUAAUUUCCUCUUCACUUGAUGUGUUUGUCUGA
Penaeus indicus is the source of this 1062-nucleotide messenger RNA. RefSeq names its product glycine receptor subunit alpha-2-like. Gene Ontology annotation, cellular component: synapse; neuron projection; plasma membrane. Lineage: Eukaryota; Metazoa; Arthropoda; Malacostraca; Decapoda; Penaeidae. Bases 1 to 1062 code for a protein of 353 amino acids. The transcript is spliced from 8 exons. The record is from RefSeq and is a predicted model, not a curated record. Gene Ontology annotation, biological process: monoatomic ion transmembrane transport; chemical synaptic transmission; nervous system process. Gene Ontology annotation, molecular function: extracellular ligand-gated monoatomic ion channel activity; transmembrane signaling receptor activity; neurotransmitter receptor activity.